GACGUGACGGGGCGCUGCUGCAGCUGGAAGUGGGCGGGGACAGGAGGGAGGGUGAUGCCCAGCAGCAGCAGGGUAACAAAUACUCGCCCCUGAGCUAGAGAGGGGCAGGGGGGCUGCUGUCAGACAAUGAGAGCGCAUUGGGCUCCUAUCUGCCUCUAGGAAAGCAUCAGAGAAGCGGCUCUGACACACGGGCUGUAUAAAUGGACACUGACAUGGAUUACGAAAGGCCCAACGUUGAAACCAUAAAGUGCGUUGUGGUUGGAGAUAACGCAGUAGGGAAGACUCGUCUCAUCUGUGCGAGAGCAUGUAAUACCACCUUAACUCAGUACCAGCUGCUGGCCACUCACGUACCUACAGUAUGGGCAAUAGACCAAUAUCGAGUCUGCCAGGAGGUGCUCGAACGUUCUCGGGAUGUCGUGGACGAAGUGAGUGUCUCUCUUAGACUGUGGGACACCUUCGGCGAUCACCACAAGGACAGGCGCUUUGCUUACGGAAGGUCGGACGUCGUGGUUCUGUGUUUUUCAAUCGCCAACCCGAACUCCUUGAACCAUGUGAAAACCAUGUGGGCUCAGGAAAUCAAGCAUUUCUGUCCCCGUACGCCAGUCAUUCUGGUGGGGUGCCAGCUGGACUUGCGAUACGCCGACCUCGAGGCAGUCAAUCGAGCAAGGCGGCCAUUAGCCAGGCCAAUAAAAAGAGGCGAUAUUUUGCCCCCAGAAAAAGGUCGGGAAGUGGCCAAAGAACUCGGGAUACCCUACUAUGAAACAAGCGUCUUUGACCAGUUUGGCAUUAAGGAUGUGUUCGAUAAUGCCAUCAGGGCAGCGUUAAUUUCAAGGCGGCACCUCCAGUUUUGGAAGUCUCACCUGAAAAAAGUUCAGAGACCCUUACUGCAAGCUCCGUUCCUUCCUCCUAAAGCACCGCCGCCAGUCAUUAAAAUCCCUGAGACCCCUUCAGCCAGUAUGAACGAUGCCGGCGACUUGCUGGACAACCCUUUGUGUUCCGAUGUCUUAUUUGUCCUUCAGGACCAAAAAAAGAUCUUUGCUCAUAAAAUUUACCUUGCUACCUCCUCUUCGAAGUUCUACGAUCUCUUUUUAAUGGAACAUGAAGAGUCCCGCCAUUCCGCCGACAGGUACUGCAAGAAGCUCAACAAGGACUUGCUAAUGAGGACAUUAAGCCUAGAUACGGAUGAGGACGGCGAUGUGGCUACUUUGAAACCGGCAAAUGCCUGUCUACGGACAUCAAGGAGCGACGACACAUUGCUGACGACGGACUUGAGCGAGGACGGGUGCGUCUCUUUGUCUUCUUGGAGUAAGGGGUUCCACAGCAUGUACCAAGAGCUGACGGUCAACCCCGUAUCAAACAGACCUUGUCCAAUGACCGUCAUACGAAUGGAUUCCUCUAUACAGUAUGGGCCUUUCAAAACCGUCCUGAGGUUCCUUUACACGGGACAGCUGGACGAAAACGAAAAAGGUCUCAUGCGAGUGGCACAGAUCGCAGAGAUUCUGGAAGUCUUCGACCUGCGCAUGAUGGUGGAAAAUAUUACAAAUAAAGAAGCCUUUAUGAACCAGGAGAUCACAAAAGCAUUCCACGUCCGAAAAGCAAAUAGGAUAAAGGAGUGUCUUUCCAAAGCCACCUUUUCAGAUGUGACGUUUAAGUUGGAUGAUGGAAGCAUCAGUGCCCAUAAGCCACUACUAAUCUGCAGUUGUGAAUGGAUGUCGGCCAUGUUCGGGGGAUCAUUUAUAGAGAGCGCAAGUAAUGAGGUUGUUCUUCCCAAUGUGAGCAAAGCAUCAAUGCAAGCCAUACUCGAUUACCUAUAUACCAAGCAGCUGGCAGGCACUUCAGAAAUGGACCCCCUUGAGCUGAUCGCAGUUGCCAACAGAAUGUGCCUUCCUCACCUCGUGGCACUUACAGAACAUCAUGCUGUCCAGGAACUGACCAAGGCUGCGGUCAGCGGCACUGAUAUCGACUAUGAAGUUCUCACUUACCUGGAACUUGCUCAGUUCCACAAUGCGCAUCAGCUGGCAGCCUGGUGUUUGCAUCACGUCUGCACCAACUACAACAGCGUUUGCGCCAAGUUCCGCAAGGAGAUUAAAGCGAAAUCCCCAGAAAAUCAGGAAUAUUUCGAGAGACAGCGCUGGCCACCGGUAUGGUACCUGAAGGAAGAGGACCACUACCAACGGGUGAAAAAAGAAAGGGAGAAAGAAGAUCACGCGCUGCAUAAACAUCGCUCCAAACGCAAGUGGUGCUUCUGGAAUUCCUCUUCGGCUGCGUUCGCCUGAGCGAGAAUGUUUGUUUUUUUUUUUUCAAACGAACCCCCGUGUCUUAGACACUCAGACGACGCUGUACAAUAAUUCGGUUUCAAGCACUGAUUUGAACCCACGUGUGCAUUUAUCGUCUACGGAUCAAAGCACAAUUUCAAGUCGACGAAUCGCAACCGCUCGGCCAAUCGGCGGACUUUCGCAUUCAUCGAGGAGCAAGUUUCGCCGCUACUUAACGUAUACUCAACACUAAAUACAGGGAUAUCUAACGCAGGAGGAAGGGGCUCCCAUAAACCUCCGACAAAAGCCAAUACAGCAACCCGUGCUCUCUGCCCCAUUGGGCGCAAACGCUACAGCAACUGUUCCGACUCUGUGCUUACAAGUACGGGUCGAAGUCCAUUGUGACGUCCAACAGUAUUGUCUUAGCCAUGAAAAAGGUCGACAAUCAAGUUUAACAACUGUGUGCGUCGUGUUACAGAGUAAAUAAUCAGCAAAUUGUUACAUUCAGGUACUUUAUUCUGCACUGUCGGGAUGCAACACAAUGCAGAAAAUCGGGGGGGGGCACCUUUUGUACCGGGGGGUGUCAAACCAUUCAGCUAUAACUUCCAGCAUUCUUGAGAACUACCACUCCCAGCAUUCUUAGCCCAGGGCUGUAAGAGGGUGCUGGGAGUUUAUAGCUCACUACAGCAGGUUUGACUCCUUACUUUGUAUUACAAAGCCACCCUUCAAAAAUCUUAUUUAUUCCUAAUCUAUAAUCCACAAUCUGUCAUGUUUUCAUAGUAUAAGUAAUAAUGAUAUACAAAUAUUUAAUAAGGGGGAAAGAAAAAUAGAUUUUUCAUUGGGUCGGAGAGAGAAACUGCAUGGUGGGUGCAACUAAAAAUGUCUCUCUGUACCCACAACUGUUUUAAAGGGCAACUGUCAUGGUGAGAAAAAAUGGUGGUUAAAUGAAUCCGUUUCAUAUUUAAUGACCAUUUUAUUCCUGUUCCAAACACAAGGGACUUCUGCUGUGAUUCCCGGAUGAUGGGAACAGUUGCUUGCAUUAAGAUUUGCUCUGAUUCGCUUAUUUGCAAAACAGCAGAUUUAUUCAACAUCUAUUUGAGUGUAUGGAGCAUCAUUAGAGCUGUGGCAGUUCCCCUUUAAAGGGGCAAUAAUAUACCCCAUGGUUUAGUAUGAGGUUAAUGAAUAGGGGCUUGUGCUGAAAAUACUUUUUACCUGUUGUUUUCAUUGUUAUUUCUUGCACUAAACAGGCCAAACUGGAAGUGCUUUCAUUUUGCAACUUCCUGGUUCUUACGAGCAAUUGUGAGAGGAAGGAAAGACAGUUUAUUCAAAUACCAGUCCACAGAUAAACCCCUGGCAUAAUAAACACCUCCUUAUCUGUAAGCCUGAAACCCAGGCUGCAGCUAGGGGAAGCAAGAGGUUUGUUUAUACAGAGCUCACUAUCUCUGCUUAAACCAACACUGGUGUGGAAGUGAGAGUUAAAACAAAACAACCAGCCGUUAGUGCUUUAUCAUCAAAAGAAUAGGCACAUUUUCUCACUUGCUCAUGUGUAUAGCGCCCCUUUAAUGGAGUAAUACUCUUGCUCUACGACAUUAUUUCCCAGAUACAAACCCAGGCCUCUGCGCGCAAUGCCUACUGUAGAUAGCAGACGUAUACACAUCGAAGGGCUGUAUUCAUAGUGAUAUUCAGUAUUCAGGGCAAACUAACGGACCCCACUUCUAGGCUAUUUCUGUGUUUCUCACUCAGAUACAUAUAUAUAUAUAUAUAUACAGGUGUCUGUGCCUCUUGGUAACGCUGUUGUCUUCCACCGUGUAACACCGUAACUAGCGUUCUGCAUAGUCUCGUGCUCCAGGUUCCCGCUGUAUAAACACUCAUGGGGGUCUCAAUGGUUUCAGGUUCAGCGCUGUAGUACAUAAACUUCCUAUCUAACAAAAUGUGCAAAUGAACCCCCCCCCCCUUUAUUUGUGUUACACACUUAUUCUCUGAAGCGACCACAGAACUUCCUUCCAUGGGCCGAACGGCUUGACACGUGUCAUUUCUCAUUAGAAACCUGUACAGUUUCUUAGAAGGCUUUUCCGGGGAGGGCGAGCAGCGGCGAAUGCAUUCUAGAAUAUUGGUUUAUCUGUGGGGUAAUUAGUGGGGGUGAGGUUUAACGAUCUCCUCUGGCCGAGGUAGAGCGUUGGCUACAGAUAUGGAGAUAGCUUUCCACGUAGAGAGAACAAGUCUAACCCCCAUGUGAAAUAAAAGACACUAAGGAGCAGUAAACCGUAGCAGCCAAUAAGACCACUAAAUUCUACCUGCUGAUUGGUUGCUAUGGGUUACUGCUCUUGGGCAAAAUUAGCACCUUUUUAUUACAUAAACCCUCUAAUCAGAAUAUGCAUUUGGUAACAUCCACAAACGUAUAUGUAAAGGUUUCCAGCCUUUAGAAACUGAUGGCAUCCCUUGGGAACUCUAAUGGGCCCCACAUUGGCCCCACGUAGAAACAGUCCAUGAAUAUAUUUUCUAUAUAUAAUUAUCUAUCUAUCUAUCUAUCUAUCUAUCUAUAUCUAUCAAUGUAAAGGUUUCCAGCCUCUAGAAACUGAUGGAAUCCCUUAGGAACUCCAAUGGGCCCCACGUAGAAACAGUCCAUGAAUAUAUUUUCUAUAUAUAAUUAUCUAUCUAUCUAUCUCCCCAUCUACCUAUCUAUCUAUCAAUUUAAAGGUUUCCAGCCUCUAGAAACUGAUGGAAUCCCUUGGGACCUCCAAUGGGCCCCACAUUGGCCCCAUGUAGAAACAGACCAUGAAUAUAUUUUUUAUAUAUAAUUAUCUAUCUAUUAUCUAUCUAUCUAUCUAUCUGUCUCUCUAUCUAUCUAUCUCCCCAUCUACCUAUCUAUCUACCUAUCUAUCAAUGUAAAGGUUUCCAGCAUCUAGAAACUGAUGGAAUCCCUUGGGACCUCCAAUGGGCCCCACGUAGAAACAGUCCAUGAAUAUAUUUUCUAUAUAUAAUUAUCUAUCUAUCUACCUAUCAUCUAUCUAUCUACCUAUCUAUCUACCUAUCUAUCAUCUAUCUAUCUAUCAUCUAUCUAUCAUCUAUCUAUCUAUCUAUCAUCUAUCUAUCUAUCUAUAAUCUAUAUUUAUUAUACGUAGCAAACCACCUUACUUCCCUGCACACUGAUCCCCACUGGAAACAGCCAUUUUUUGGCUCCCCCCCCAAAGGUACUGAUGUUGGUAGAACCUUAGGUGGACUGGGCAGGAUACGAAUCCCAGCACCCUUCCUCAGUCAAAGGCCGUCACGGGUGCUGGGAGUUGCAAUUGAGCCAUAGCCCUUGUUUUAAUGACAUUAUCUAUAUUGAAAGCCUUAUAUUGGAUAUGCUUAGCUCUAAUGAACCUUUACACAUAUAUUUCUGAAUGUUACCGUCAUUUCAUAUGAACCAAUUUGUAUUUUACCCCCUUAGUGUUCCAUUAAAGGGACAAUAUCCCCCCCAACCCAAAUUAGCCUUAAACUACAGUGUCUCCUAUCUGAGCAUGAUUUAAAAAAAAAAAAAAAAAGCAAAAAAAAUGGGGAAUUUUUAAAGGUAUAUUGAGUUUUUGUUUUUUUAUUUUCAUCAAAGGGUCAAUUUUUCCAUGAUUUUGCUUAUCAGAUGCUUUUUCUAACGCGAGGUGUUGUAAGCGUAUUAAUAUGCCUAAUGGUGUCCGGUCUCGACGAGUCUCAUUAAGCUAAACAGAAAGUCGUUUGUUUGAAUACACUAUCGUAAUGUAUUUGCUGCUAUCGUGUAUAUGUAUGUAUAAAAAAAAAUCUUUUGCACACUUGAAAAAUUAAGGUUUGCUGAGAUGAGAGCCCCUGUGUAAUUUAAAGGUAAUUAAGGCUAACGUUGUCGUGGGAAUAUAGUUUAUAUAUAUAUAUUCCUUUCUAAAUACCUCAGACAUCCUUUAAACAUAAUGAUCUGUAUUUAUCAAAGAAUGCCUGGAAUGGUCACUUCCUGCAACAAAGAUGUUGGAUGGUAAGGCAUGUAUUAUCCUCAAAAAAUGGUUAACUUUUAAAGGGAUAGCGCACAAUGAGAAAAAACGUGUAGCAUAAUGUAGACAGUGAUAUCCUGAGAGAAUUUGCAAUUGGUCUUCAUUUUUUAAUGUUUGCCGUUUUUAAGUUAUUUCAUUUUCUUAAAGCAGUUCUCCACUUUGGAAGUUCAGCCAUUUUUAUUUGGUCGCUAGGGUUGUAUUUAACCUAGCAACCAGGCAGUGGUUGGAAUUAGAGACUGAAAAAUGGAUAGGAGAGGUGCUGAACGGACAGAAAAGUAACAGAAAGUAACAAUACAACUGGACCCUCACAGGGAGCUGCCAUUUUGUGUGCUAUUAAAGGUUCAAUGGAAAUAUCUGUCUGAAGCAAUAACCUUGAUUAAAUGAUUACACAGACCGUUGUUACACUUCUAGGAAAGACAUAGCAACGACUAAAUGUUGUAGAAUGGGGUUUCUUUAUCCUUAAUUAAGGGGGCGGGGUUUCGAUUUAGUCUGUGAAUAAACUAUACCUCCCCCCCAUUUUAUAUUGUAGGAAGUCAGAGUCUUAAAUAACCAAGAGGAAGCACCCAUAGCAACGUGGGGGCCCAUAUUCCGGACCUGUAGGAGUAGAAUGAAUCAGUAGGAACAUUCCCAUUCUUGGAUAAAUACAACUCUUUAUUUGCAGCAGGAAAAUUCUGACGGUACUAAAGCUCAUUUCUAGCCUAGUUCUAAUAAUCAGUCAUUUGUUCAGAACCACCCCCCCCCCCCCCCCGCGCAGUGUGGUAGAUCCCGAGCGAGUUCAUGCCGACGGCCAUGUACCUUUUUCUGUUCUUCAGGUUCUCCGCAGGGUUCCUUAUUGGCAAUGCCAGUAACAUUUAGCAUUGUGGAUACCGGUGCUACCAAACAUACCAGCAACAAUAACCCAGUCUAUGUAACAACUCAAAAAGGUAGAUGGUGUUCGCUGUGGCAUAAAUACUAAACAAAAUGGUGUUUUAGGCAGGAGCGAUGGCCCUUCUGCAAUGGAACAACUGUCACUUUAACACAACCAAAGUUCUGAUCGCAAACUUGCCAAACUGUUACCACAUAUACAGAUGCACCUGGGGUAUAUGCAAUAAUAACCAGUUGUAAUAUUAAUGUCAGUAACCAAGUGGCUGGUUCAUUUGGUUCCUUCAGCCUAUGGCCUUUAUCUUUGUGGUUAUUUUAUGUUUUUUAUUUUGCAAAAAAAAUGAAAGAAAAUGUCAAUAAACCUCUUUUUAAUUAUUA
Molecule: messenger RNA, 7486 nt
Organism: Xenopus tropicalis (tropical clawed frog)
Lineage: Eukaryota; Metazoa; Chordata; Amphibia; Anura; Pipidae
Gene: rhobtb1
Product: Rho related BTB domain containing 1
Exons: 10
Coding region: 201-2276 (691 amino acids)
Cellular component (GO): endosome membrane
Molecular function (GO): G protein activity; GTP binding; GTPase activity
Source: RefSeq, a predicted model, not a curated record